AAUCACAGCCAGAGUCUGGCAGUAGCAGGAUGUUUCAGCCCAGAUAUGAGCCAGUGUUACCGACCUGCUCAGUCAAUCUUUAACAUCCUGCUUUUCCAUAAUAUCUCACCAAACCUUUUAAAUAUCUGAAGUCUUGGAUUCAACAUAGCAUCACACACCUGUUUUACGCCUCAGAGGACCAAUAGGAUUCAGGGCAAGUGAAUUUAGAGCAGGUGCCUUUAGUGACAGAAGUGCAGCUGGAAACUUUUUUUUUCCUCUCUUAAAAGCUGCCUCAUUGCAAUGGGAGGCUCUAGAUUGAGCAUGGAUUUUGGAGUUUUAUGUGACUUUUGAGUAGAGGGGGGGACCAAGGAAAAAGGAGUAGAAGAAACCCUGUAUAAUUGCUGCGACCACCAAAGAAGAAAGGGUGGGGGGGUGGGUGGAGAUCCGUGGGGAGGGUAAUGGGAAACAUCAACAAGGCUUCUAACAAGGACAGUGACAGGAAAAAGGAGGCUUCACCCAUUCAACAAAGCGACACAGCGUUAGCUGCUGCAAUGCUAGGUUCCCUGGGUGGUGCAGGGGAGGUGGACACAGAGGAGGAAGAGGAGGAGGAUGAGGAAGGAGGGAGCAGGCCUGAAUUUGAGGACCCCCUGUGUGCUCUGGUUAAGAACUGCAACAUGCUGCACAACAUAGUGGGGCCUGCUUGUAUCUUCCUCAGACAGGGCUUCGCUCAAAGUCAGAUUGACAGAGACCUACGACCCGAGGAAAUGGAAGAACUGCGUGAGGCCUUCAAGGAGUUUGACAAAGACAAAGAUGGAUUCAUUAGCUAUAAGGACCUGGGAGAGUGCAUGAGGACUAUGGGAUACAUGCCAACUGAAAUGGAACUGAUAGAGCUCAGCCAGCAGAUCUGUGGUGGCAGAGUGGACUUUGAGGACUUUGUGGAAUUGAUGGGUCCCAAAAUGCUUGCUGAGACUGCAGAUAUGAUUGGAGUAAAAGAGUUAAGAGAUGCCUUCAGAGAGUUUGACUCUGACGGUGACGGUCAGAUUAGCCUCGGGGAACUAAGGGAAGCAAUGAAGAAACUAAUGGGAGAACAGCUUAACCACAGGGAGAUUGAUGAGAUUCUAAGAGACGUAGACCUCAAUGGAGAUGGAGAGGUGGACUUUGAAGAAUUUGUGCGCAUGAUGUCUCGCUGAAGACUCUUUCUACUGCACUAAAACCAACAUGGACCAGACUGUGUACUGUUAAGUCUUUUCAUAUGUACAACAAAUUCUUGGUCUUUGUGAUUUUUCACUUACCUCUCAGGUAGAUCCACUAGUUUUUUUCCAUUAUAAAAAUGUAUUAUGUGCAUAAAAAUGAUAUAUUUAUGACUUCAAAUCAUAUAAAAAAUAUAAAAAUGUGAAGAUAUGUAAAUAUUUCAAGCAAUUACACUACCACUUUGCAAUAAGGCUCCCCUUAUAGAUGGCUGAUAGUUUAUAGAUAUUUUAUUAUUUAAUCUCUAAAAACUUUAAUACUCAUUCAUAAGUGUUUAUUAUGAAUUUAACAUAUCAUACAUGCUAAACAAUUUAGUUUGACAAAAGCUUAUUGUGCUUACAAGGUAGUAACUUAGUUUGAAAUGUUGAAAAUAAACACUAGAUGAAAUACUAUAUAUAACAGAUCCAUUAUUACUAACCUUCUAUAAAAGGAACCUUAUUGUAAAGUGCUACAGUACCAUCAUUUUAUUUAAAAGUGAAAAUGUGAAAACAAAUAUUAAUCAACUGGCAUUGAAAGUCAGUUUAGACAUUAUAUAUUUUUUGUUUAUUUUUGCAAUUUGCCUGGUGCAGCUGUGUACAUUUUCAGAAAUAUUUAACAUUAAUUUAUAGACAAAUGUUUAAUAAAACAUGGAACGUCAUGUUGAUAUCAAUAAAUGAUAACCCAAU
This is a messenger RNA of Cyprinodon tularosa, 1892 nucleotides long. RefSeq names its product calcium binding protein 2a (gene cabp2a). Gene Ontology annotation, molecular function: calcium ion binding. The coding region runs from base 438 to 1169 and encodes 243 amino acids. The record is from RefSeq and is a predicted model, not a curated record. The transcript is spliced from 7 exons. Lineage: Eukaryota; Metazoa; Chordata; Actinopteri; Cyprinodontiformes; Cyprinodontidae.